AUUCGGCACCAAGAACUGUUAGGACUAACACAGGUCUUAUCUCAUGUUUUAAGAUUAUUAAAUUCUUUCAAAAAGAUUUCGUAUUUUGCUUAUAUAUGAGAAUAUGAUUGUUGAUUUGAUAAUUUUUUUCCUGUGUACCUUAUUAUUUAUACAGGCUAUAAAAACUAAUGACUAUUUUUAAUUAAUUCAGAUGUUCGUAAUAUCUUCAUAUUUUAUACCAUUAAUAAAUGUUAAUGCUCUCUACAUCGUUGUAUAUUUCAAAAUUACAGUUUGCGCGCUCGUUAAAAUUACCGGCCAUUAUUAUGCGCAUGUACCGUGAUUUCAACGCUUCCUUUGUUUCUGCCUCUGUAAAGUGCGCGUACAUGCAGCAACAACAGCAUCGCGUCAUCGUGCAUUAUAAGCGCGUAGCGGUAUCUCGACGGAAGUCGCGUUUAUAUCGUGGCGUCAUAAAAACGUACAUUCUGCUGCUUCCACCCAAUUUCCCUCCCCGGUGUCGUCUGCGACUUCAAAAAAGAACGCGCACAACUCCCACGGGGCGGAACCUUCCGCUAACGACCUUCAUUCGAGAAAUUUAUUGCGCCGCUGUGCAGCCUUUAUACAACGACCAGAAAAAAAUUUUUCUUCCGCGGCUGCGGGCACAUGAAAAAGUCAACGCGACUUCCGCGUACGCGACAAUUUUCGUGAUCGUUUACUCGACUACUCUUACUGAAUGAGCCUCUCGAGCCCGAGGCUAUAAUCUGUAUCGAAGAAAAGUUCUGAUAUCGAACAAGAAGAAAAUUUCUCAACAUCUUUUGGACGUUAGACAUCUCUCAAAGUGUCAUUCUCUUUUCUGACUUAGAUGCGUCGAUAUCUCUCGUUCGCGUACACAAUUGGAAAAGCGAACGGAGCCGCGUCGUACCUGCGAAAGAAUGACAUUCGGUUGUCGGACGAUAAAGAUUUUGAGGAAGGAAACGCGUCGCAUUCCGAAAGUUUCACUUUCCACCUCUGUAUCGGGGAACGCUGUGCAUCGGAGGAGGGCUUUGUCGCGUUGCUCGCUCGUAUGAUUAUCAGAUCCACUAGUAGGGGCACACUGUUAAGUCGGCCCAAAACCAAGGGCCAUCGGAGCGGGGCGAAGAAGGCAGCGAGCCCGCGAAAGAAAGAGAAAGAGAAAGAGAGGGGAAGUCGAACGAGAGCCGGGCAUAACCCGUAGAACAGUCCAAUUCAGAUCGUGCUUCGCGCUGGGCGGUUUCGGUGCCCACGCUUCAUUCGCGCGCAUACGCCUCCGCUACUCGAAGAAGAACAGCAUCGUCCUUGGGAUGACUGACGUCGACUCGCGUUGAACGCGCGCUGUGGCCAUCCCCCGGUUGAUCGUCGGAAAUCGCGCCGGUUACGAUCGUCUCGCUUCCCUGCACUUCUGCUCCACCGUCUUGUGAAUGAGUCACAGUGAUUUGUACGCGGCGACGCGCGAUUUCUCUUCCCGAGGGAUACGCAGGCAUGACCGUCACGGCGAGAGCGCAUCCCUGGACGCGUUGCACCGAGGAUUCGUGAGUUACGCUGGACGAGCAAUUGGGCACGAGCGCGAUCAAAAAGGUAAAUACUUAUCGGAAGGUGGCUGCGAAAGGGGCGGUGAAGGUCACGGAGUUGAGUCUAAGGGCAUCAUGGACUCUCAUCAGCAGCAAUUCUGCCUCAAGUGGAACAGCUUCGGCAGCAAUCUAGCAACGACGUUCUCGAAUCUAUUCAAAAGCGACACUCUCACCGAUGUCAUCCUAUUCUGCGAGGGAGUUUCGUUCAAGGCGCACAAGUUAAUUCUCGCAGCAUGCAGCAAACACUUUCAGGUGCUCUUCGAAGAAAUGCCGCCUUCUCCCCCGGGAGUGAUCGUUAUUCUCGAUGGGACGAGUGCCCACAAUAUGGCGGCCCUCCUCGAAUUCAUGUACCGUGGAGAGGUACAUGUGUCCCAGGAAUCCCUCAGCUCCUUCCUCAAGGCAGCUGAAUGCCUUCAAGUUAAGGGUCUGUCGAUUAUCGAGCACGAGAAGCUGGCGGUGGCGCAAAGGCACGCCGCGGAAAGCAGUAAUACCUCCGUGGACGCAGAGAGCAGCAUCGGAGGCGGGGGUGGCAGAGGCGGCGGCAGCGGUAGCGUCGGUAGCGGUAGCGUCGGUGGUACCAUCGGCAACGGUGGUGGCGGUGGUGGUAUCGGUGAUAUGAGUGACAUGAGCGAGGCGGGCGAAGCCACCAUGGUCAGGAACCUCGUGAAGAGGACCCCCACACCAGCGCCGUCGUCCGCCCCGGAAUACUCCGCGCCCAACGUCUACUCCACUUCUCACUAUUACGAGAGCCCGAAGAGGUUGAUGAGAUCGCCGAGCGACGUCGAUACGCUGGGAAGAGCGAGCGUGUUACGCGACGGCCAUGCCUUCCGGCCGGCGUCCGCCCCGCAUCCCUCUCUCUUGCUGGAGAAGCUGGAAAACCACUUUUACCAACCGUUCACCCAUCCCUCCGAACCUUUGCAUCUCCACACCGCGCCACACACGCCCACGGAACAACUGGAACAGCAGCUGGAACGAGCGCGAUCCGAGGAACGCAGCAACUGUGAUCUCAAGGAAAAUGUUGCCGAAGAUCUUCGAAUAAAGCAGGAGCCAGUUCGAAUAAAGCAGGAGUUGACCGAUCGGGAGAGGGCGGAGAAAUUGGCGGAGAGAUUGUCGAGGCGGGAUGAUGACGUUUAUCCCGGAGGACGGGGGUUUGACGCGGGCUCGUACAGACCGAACUCGGAUCUGUCGCACGGGGCACAGCUGGGUCCGACGAUGGUGCCGAUGCCGGCGGCUCAUCCGCCGACUCCCGAUCAGAGUCCCGCCGCGCCGCCCACGCCCGCUAUGUGGAACACGAAGAUCAACAAAGCUAGCACUGUCUCUACUGUCGACGGCGGUAGGAAACUGAAGUGUCCCUUCUGCGAGAGACUAUACGGCUACGAGACGAAUUUACGCGCUCACGUACGACAACGUCACCAGGGCAUCAGGGUGCCGUGUCCGUUCUGCUCGCGAACGUUCACCAGGAACAACACCGUCAGACGGCACAUCGCGCGAGAGCACAAAGCCGAGCUCAGCCUGAAGGUUGAAGCUUUCCAGUCCAACCAUUCGGUCUCGGACACUGUGCCCCAGUAACAAUGUCUUCGGCGUCGCUGUCAUCCUCGUCGUCGCAACCGCGGUCGCCGUCGCGGUCCGCGCGCGGUGAUACCGGAGGCCUCAACAGCCCGGCCGGUGACCACCUCGCCUGGGCCCCCUGUCGCGAGACUGGAUCGCGGUUAGAGCGCGCGCGAGACGAGAGGAGAAGCUGCAGUUAGGUACCUUCGUUUUCCCUUCGUCGUCGUCAGCGAACGCCGUCCCGGUUCCUCGGUCGCGAGGACAAUCUCUCCGCGUGUGCGCCUGGAAUCGUCGAGAAAUGGAGUAACGCGAGGGGCACGACAACAUGAAGAUUCGUAUGGGAGAGAAAGAGAGAGAAAGAGAGAGACACGGAACAUAACACAACGACGCGCACGGCGCCUCGGACACGCUCGCGAAAACGCUGCGAAUCACAAAGCUAGUCAAUGAAAGUGCAACGGUCAAGUAAGGAUUAUUAACUAGGAGCUCAUUAAGCGAAGCGCGAGAUGAGUGAAGAUAACGAGCUGAGCGGCGAAUGGCGCAUAAAUACGUACACAAACGCAGAGCCGUUAAAUAGAGAGAGAGAGAGAGAGAGAGAGAGAGAGCGCAGGCGGCUGCGACGAGAGAACCAAUGCAAACUCAGGUAAACUUAAAUCGUGGCGCGAGAAAGGCAGUGCGCCAGGAGAAAAGCGCUACCUUUUCUGAUACAUAGUUCAACACAUUAUCAUAGAUCGGAUUACUCGCCGUCGCAUUUAAUCGUUAAACGCCGUUAACCGGUUUACCUGUUUCUGGUACUACUUAUCGCUGUUGAGAAGUCGAGCCUAUAGGAUCGCGACGCUCCGACGAGCGAUACCUGUCCAAUACACGUUACUUUACGCGCGCACCAGUGCCAAAGACAAGAUGCUUUUUUCUACUCUGGAGUAAUCACAUGUCAAUUUUUUUAGUUUCGCCUUUUCGUACAACACGCACUCCACUACUAUAAUAUAUAAAUAAUCGUGGUGGGACCCACAUAUCUCGCGCCGAGACGACAACCGACGAAGUACACACCUUUUAUAUACAGUUACGAUUUUAUAUAACGUUUACGAGAUUACUGCGAUUCUAGGGCGGACGACUGUCGUGCGAUUUAGCCGCGAGGGUGUCGCGCGCUCGCCGCGUUAAGAUGCUUCUUGGCGAAUGCGCACACGUAGCGGAGGCAAGUCGACCGAGCAAUAAUCACGUUACAUACGCCGUUACACCACAUGUCGACAUUGAUUCUCUAGAAGAAAUAAAAAAUUCGAAAAGAGCAUUCGAACGCAUUCGCUACGAAGUUUGUCGCAGCGGCCGCGGCGCCUCGCGGCGAAACGAUCACUACCACUUUGUUACCUGUUUACAAUGUUUAAAAUACGGACUUUUGUCCGGAGCAAUAGUCGCGUACCGUGAAUAUAGAGUAUAGCCAUCGAUCACACACGUGUGAUUUUGAACAGUGCGCGCGGUUACGCGCGAAAUAGUUGCUAUCCCGGUUGUAUAAGAUGUGAUCAAUGCAAUAGAUUAAUAUUACACAUUACCUAUAUGUAUAGAUAUAUAGAGAUAUACUCCUAGUCAGGAUGGCACCCACGAUAUUACUUGUUACAGUAUUUACACAUUUAUACAGAUUAAUCUGUCUUAUUUUUUUCCGUUAUACUUGUUCUCCCUUUCGUUUAUUUUUUUUUUCUUUCGCAGAAAGUUUUUAAACGGUUAUUCUCACAACGAUACCCGCCUACCGUAAGUUAUCAGAGACAAUAGAAACGAGAUAUAGAGAAUUAUUUAGUAUUUAAAAGCGCGUCGUGCGCGAGCUGGGGAUAUAAUAGUUCACGAGAUAGAAGUCGAGGGAGACUUCAUUUCCGUUCUUUCAUUUUAUUCUUUUACUUUUUUUUGUACCGUUUCGUUUCUUUUUUACUUUUCUCCUUUUCUUCCUCUUCUUUUGUUUUCUCCUGUUUUCUAAUAACAUGCCAAAUAUACGACGUGAGCACUCGUCGCGCACGCGCGCGCAUAACUCUGCCAAAAGUAUGACAGUACUACCUCAUCGUUUUGCAAUGCAUUACACACACAGGGAACACAAUAGCGAUAUAUUAUACAGUAUAAAUAAAACCUGUACAUUCCGUACAGCCGCUACUACUAUUACUACUACUACUACUACUACUACUACUAUUACUAUUACUUUGUCCAGUUAAUGUCGGAGCAGUUCUCCUGCCAUUACUACCCUCUUGCAGGGUAACGCCAGAUCGUAGAUCUCGGAGCUCGCAGAUUCCAUAGAUUUCAAAUUGCAUUUACAUACUUUGCUCGUAUCGUAAGUCAGAAUGAAACGAUCCGCACUAGUCAAGCACAACGUACGUUCGAUAUAUCAUGACGUUUCUCCGCCACAGUCGUUCCCGUCCCGCGAAGAAAGCUCCGGGAUCCUCGAUUUGCGCACGUGAUGUCUAUCUGUACGUAAAAUAGAUCCGUUUCCUUUCCGUUAUUUUUCUUUUUCUUUUGUCGCAAGGGCGCAUUAUUGAAAUAGCAACAUGUAUGUACAACUGCGAAGCCGUAGUGAGUGAGAAGCGCGAGAGAGCGAGCGAGUGCGUGCACACGCGUGUGCGUGAGCAGCCGUGAAUGCGCGCGCGAAGCGAUUCGCGGGAAGAUGGUGGAAGAGGAGGAGCCGCAAUUGUCGCGGCCCGUUGUCGAAAUUGCGUCGCGAGAUCGUCUCGGACACGUUGCCGGACGGUCGCAGCGACUGCUUGCACCGUUUUCGUUCCGAGGAUGAGGCGAGAGAGGUGCAACGUCGAUCGCCGUGAAGAGAUCGGCGUGAUCAGUGCCGAUGCGCUGACAAACGCGUAAGGAGAAACGGUGGUUUUUGGAGGAAGAGCGAAAAUUAUUCGAGCGUAGGUGACAUCGAUUGUCCCGAGGGAACGCAAAGGAAAGUUAACCGGGGAUGGGAUUGAUGCUGGACGACGGAGAUUACAUAGUCAUAGGGAAGUUAAUUCCCCGGGGAUAAGCCGCGGGAAAAGGAUAUUCAAAGAUGUUAUGUGUCGUUUACGUAUGUGAUGAUAGGAACAUACACACACGCGCACACACGUACAUACACGUACACAGAGGAACAGAGAGAAGGAAAGAGAAACAGAGAGAGAAAAUUAUGGGAGAAACACACACAUACACACACGUGGACAGCACACAUGCUCGUGUAAAUAGAUUGCGGUCGCGUAUGCCAAGUUAUAUAAUGAAUCUUUUACUUAAUAUAUAUACAAAAUAUAUAUAUUGUUUUUGACUGUUCUGCUAAGCAGAGGCAAGGACGGGAGGGGGGAGGGGGGAGAGGGAGGAUACCUUUAAGUGGUACAAUGAAUUAGCGUUAAGUUUAAAUAGAGGGAUCGAGUUAUCGGCAGUGAAGCAGCGAAAUUUGAAAGCUAGACUAAUAACGUCACACGACGCGGAAUUUCCGGGGGAAUCGGUUAAACCCAGGGUUUAAUUGUUUUGUCAUACGUAAGGAUUAGGAGUGCAUACGUAGUAAAGGUAUUUCACACACCCCGACACGCUUACACGAAACACACACACACACACACACACACACACACACACGGCAGAUCGGAAGAGCGAGAUACGAAACGUUGGUUAAGGGAAUUGUAAGAGGAAAAUGAAAGAAGAUGACACACAUACCUAAAAGAUAAACGAGGUAGCAUUAAAAAGUGGAAAUUUAGAAUUAAUUAGUCGUAUAUUAUCGCGACAUCGCAAUUACGCGCAUAAACGUAUAUUCGGAACAGCCGGAGAAUCGGCAAUUGGACUCAAAUCGAUUUUAAAUCGUUUGUUAAUUUCGUCGUGUCGCUUUGCUCAAAUAAUAAAUCAAACGAUUCUUGAACGGGCUUUUGAACGAUCAAAUUACGAUAUUUUUAUUGGUUACCUUUCACUCCCGAUUCUUUCACGCCGAUCUCGUCAAUCCCGAGCACCCUCCGACGGGGUUCGCGACUGAUAUUUCAGAUUUGCUGUUACAAUCGAUUUUCGUCGAGGUACGCGUAAAAGACGGAUCCCACGAUCGGAAGUCGAAGGCGCGAAACGGAUGCGCGCGCUUCCGUCUUCGAAGUUUUUUCACGGCCCGUCGUACAUCCGGUGUAAGAAUUAUACUUGGUCUAUAUGUAUAUAUAUGUACACACACGCAAAAGUACACGCGCACACAUAAAUACAAACAAAAAACAGAUAUGCUACACACGUACACGACACUCGCGCGACGCGCGUAUGUACGCGUUGCGCGCGUGGCACGCGCGCGCGAACGCGUACGCGUAUGUAUGUACCAUUAUUGUAUCACGGCGGUAGGAUAAAAUGUUGCAUGUUGUUUCUAUAAUAUGUGUUUUACGGAUUGAGAAUCCUUUAUAGAUGUCGUGUGUGACACAAGGCUUGACACGAGAGGCGAGAAAGAUUCACACCGUGGCUCUGUUCGCGCGCGCACGCUUUCGAAGGAGCGAAAUUCUGAAUAACGCGGGGAAACUAUCAUCCGGAUAGUUAGUCCAUCCAGAGUGAACGGGGAAUUCGGGGACGCGUCACUCUCGCUUCUAAAUUGACCGAUCGUAAAGUAGCUGUGAAAUUAACAAAGAAAAUUACGCGAGAAGAGGCGAAGAGGAAAUCCACACGGCAACAGAGUUUGCAGCAACAUUGUUGCAACGUUGCGGCAAUAUUACAACGAUGUUUCUGCAAGCUUCUGUGCUGUGUUGGGCAGUCUCUCAUAUUUUCGAUGCGGCUCUUUCGGCGAACAAUUUGCGAACGUUGUUGAACGUUGUUGAAGGCGUGUCGUUAAAUUAACAAUAUUGUACUAUAAUAACUUGGCUGCGAUAUUCGAAGCUGCACGUUCGAGCACGUUCGAAAACGGACGACUGUCACGGUGUGAACGGGCUUUCCGUAACGGGGAACCUUCGUUAUCAUUCGCGUCGCGCGGGCAGCUACAGCACGAAUCAGAGACAAAGGAAAUCGCGGCUGCCCGCGGGAGGGAGACAAAAUUGAUGUCAUGACUGCACCUACACCGCGCACAGAGAGUGCACUGGCAACUACUGUACCGUUUGCUCGUAUAGUAUAUAAUAGUACUAUACUGUAGUUGAUAAUGAUUACAUAGUACAUGUAUCACGCACGCAUAAGCAUAUUUAAAAUCGACGGAGCAAAGAAAGGGGGUAAAAAAAAGAAAAAAAAGCAAAAAGAAGAUAUGGCAGUGGGGGGGGGAGGACAAAAGGGAGACGAAGGAGACGAAGGUGAUGAAGAGACGGACACACGGCGUAGCGAUGUCGCAAAGCGGGACCUCGAAUGUCCGGGGAACGAGCGGCUCGUUUCCCGGCCGUAACUUAUAGUACAAAGUAAACGUAAUGUUUAAGGGUUAACAAAACAGGACAGGCAGGAUGUGUGAAUUUUAUAAAACUUACUAUACACGCUGUAACAAAAAAAAAAAAGAAAAACACAAAGAAAAGAAUCGUAUAGGUGAAUACACAUAGGGAAAGAAGAGAGAGCUAAAAAAGAACCAAGUGCGCCGCGCGGCCAGACGCGUCGGUGACGAAGCUCGUCGUCGAGGAUCGUCCCGCGCGAUCGGCCUCCGCUCACGGAGCCCAACGCGAUCACGAUGAAACGAUUUUGCCGUUUAUAGCCCAGUGUACCCUCGUCGACGUGAGUAACGUCAACGUCGACCCGUUAAACUGCGCGUUUCGCCGCAACAUGUGAAGAAUCCGUGUCGUUACUCUCCCACGUGGCGCGACUAUCUCGCGCCCCCCGUUCUUUAUCUUAUCAACAAUAAGACUGAUCUCUCAUCGUGGCGACGUAUGCGAGAACACUGCCACAGGGGCCGGGCCGGGACCUCCGCCAGCCUCGUCGCCGAUCGCGUUCUCGAAUAAUUCGGCCCGCGGCCACCGCAAUAAUUGAUCACAAUACUUCGUCACACACUAGUACAAAUGCUACCUCACACACGACAUACAGGGUGCGCACAGAAUGAAGCUUACGAAAAAUCUCUGUGUAUAACACGGUAUAAAGCGAUAGUUUGCAAGAUCGGACGGGAUCGUCGCGUCGUGCCGCCACAGCCACCGUCGCCGUCGCCGCCGCUGUCAAUCUCAUUUCGGGGAAGAAAAGGGAAUAAGAGGAGAUAUAGAUGGUAGAAAAAAAAAUAGUAAAAAAGGCUGUCGAUGAUCGAAUCAGCUCCCUCUCCCUCCACCCCUGAAAAAACGUCGACGCGGUGUUGUGCGGCGCGUCGCGAGUCCUUUUCUCUCAGGAAUAUGAAAACCAAGUACAAACUACAAAGUAUAAUAGUCGAUAAGAUUCUUAAUAAACAUAAAUCAAUGAAUCAAGCGAUGCAAUAGUCGGGUGUAUAGUAGGGAUUGUGUCGGUGUGUUCGUUCGUUAAAAAAAAAAAAAAAGAAAGAUAGACCUCUUCUCUCCGAUAUAGUAAUACAUCCGGGAGUCAAACAUCUGUCGAUUGACUCGCCGCGAAUUCUCGAUCGCUCGAGCCAUAAAAAUCACCAUCGGACUUGUCGCCGAUUUCUCUCUCGCGAUUUUUCCCGCACGACAACCGCCCCCGGGCUUACACACGUUACGCGCAAGUAUAUGCAUAUAGCGAGUCCACGCGCGCCUCUCUAGAAUUCUCUUUCACGCGGAUCCUUCUCCCGUCAAAAAUUCGCGUGCGAAUGUUCUCGUUUCUACAAUGUACACGCUCAUUCCCCGUUGACUCUUACUUCUCGUCCAGCGACGUCUAAUCGUUUUUUUUCUCCUCGUAGCAGCGGCGCAUCGCCGAUCGAUCAUUCUGUUCGCCGACUUUUGUUUGACCGGCCAAACGAGGCAUGUCGCUUGUAUCCCACCGAGUUUACGAUGACUCUUUUUUUUUCUUUAAUAUGUACAUAGGACGUAAUGUGGUUACUUUAAAAAAAAAAAAAAAAUACGUAAUAAUAACGAAAGGGAAUUCCGUACAACAUAGACGCAAAUUAGGGUUUCACUUUGCUUUCCGUUUCGCCUCGGUGGAAUCCUCUCCUCUUUUAAACUGAGCAAUGAGCAAUUGCCAUUUAGCUGCCGUUUAUUUCCCCCACGUCAUUUUCUUUUAUUUUUACGACGCCGUGUGUCGAAAAAUGCGAGUUUUUUUUUUUGGUUGUUGGACGCGAGUCGUUUACCUAGUACUCGGAGAAUACCUAUAGAUCAGAUCUUCAUCAACGCUUACACAAAUGCACACAAGUACAUGCGCACACGAUGAUACAAUAUAUUGAUAAGUAUACGAAACCGCUUCUACCUCAGACUCCGUAUCUAUAUUUAUAUAUAUAUGUCGAUAUAUAUAUGGUUACGCGCAUUACCUACGGUUCCUCCGGUUUCUCUGUUUCCGUGAAGUAUUAUUUUUGUUCUUCGUUUUCUCUAUCAACGCCGCAUAUUUACGCCGAGAUGAAGUCGUAGGUAUGCCGGCAACACAGAGUGGACAACAGACGAAUGAGAUUUAUACGUAAAUAUACAUAUAAAUAUAUAUAUAUAUA
Solenopsis invicta (red fire ant) is the source of this 10566-nucleotide messenger RNA. RefSeq names its product zinc finger protein chinmo (gene chinmo). Gene Ontology annotation, molecular function: protein binding. The transcript is spliced from 7 exons. Gene Ontology annotation, biological process: regulation of transcription by RNA polymerase II. The record is from RefSeq and is a predicted model, not a curated record. Gene Ontology annotation, cellular component: nucleus. The coding region runs from base 1413 to 3131 and encodes 572 amino acids. NCBI's taxonomy places the organism in Eukaryota, Metazoa, Arthropoda, Insecta, Hymenoptera, Formicidae.